Messenger RNA from Dichomitus squalens LYAD-421 SS1, 759 nucleotides. RefSeq lists its product as uncharacterized. The transcript has 2 exons. The annotation marks the transcript as partial. The record is from RefSeq and is a predicted model, not a curated record. Lineage: Eukaryota; Fungi; Basidiomycota; Agaricomycetes; Polyporales; Polyporaceae.
AUGGUCAAGAAGCCUCCUGGGACGUCCCAGGACGUCAAGGGCAAAGCCAUAGCCUUACAGAAUGACGAGUCGUCCCCACCACCCGCCUCCGAAGAACGCGCCUCCGAAGAACACGCCUCUGAAGGUGCUGACUCCGGAGAACAUACCUCUGAGGGUGCUGCCCCCGGUCCCGACCCCACCGAAGAGGGAACGGCCACCGACGAUGAGGCCUCCGAUAACACACCGUGGCUCGUGGACACUGCGACGUUCCCCUGCGUUCAGUGCUUCAACUACGGCCAAGGGCACUUGUGCCGCUACGUUGCUGGGCGCAAGAGUUGUGAGCAGUGUCGCAAAGGGAGGUUGAUGUGCAGCGCGCGGUCUGGCGAGUUCGCAGGACUUGACAACGCGAGUUUCAUACGCUUCGUCUGCGAGACUCGGGCAGCUCAGAACAAGGUCACCCGGCGUCUCACCCGACUAGAGGCCUCGUUGGCCCGUGUGCAGGCUCGCGUCUACGAGGCACUCUCUGCCGAUCUCAAAUUGGGCGGACGUGUCGUCAAGGACAACCCGGUGGAGCAGGGAUCCGAUGGGAUAUCGGCACGUCACGACCCCGACAGCCUCGUCCUCGACAUCACCUCGAGGGAGUCGUCGGAGGCGGUCGCAUCCCAGCGCGAAUCCGACAGCGUGAUCGAUGUCGACGCGAUGUCUGACGUCCCCGUUGUCAAGACCAAGCCUCCGGUGGAGGAGUCUGACAGGGUUAUCGCGAUCAAGAAGGAGCCCGGG